Molecule: messenger RNA, 1656 nt
Organism: Aspergillus japonicus CBS 114.51
Lineage: Eukaryota; Fungi; Ascomycota; Eurotiomycetes; Eurotiales; Aspergillaceae
Gene: ptpB
Product: tyrosine protein phosphatase PTP1
Exons: 4
Coding region: 1-1656 (551 amino acids)
Biological process (GO): protein dephosphorylation
Molecular function (GO): protein tyrosine phosphatase activity
Source: RefSeq, a predicted model, not a curated record
AUGAAUCCCAUUUCCGUCGGACGAGUCAGCCUGGCUAACGUUACGAUUCGUGCGCGCCUUGUCCCCGUGAGAUCGAGAAAUCUGGCCAAGCACAUUGCCGUGUCGAGGGGCAGCUUCCACAGCUGUCCCGAUCUGUCAACGCUUCAGAUAUCCCCCUCAUCAUCCCUGCUGCUGCCACACCACGACGCCGCCGCCGCCGCCCCCAACGACUACGAGGCCUCUGUCAACCCUACCACCACCACCGCCCCAACUUCCCGUUCUCCUUCUCCCCAUAGUACUGCCAGUCUUCGCAACGGUCCUCGUACACUUGCAGCCACCAGAAAGCGGGUCUCCAAAAAGGCGCGCGGCGUCCUGGGUAAGGUUCGGGCCUUCCAGAGGAUCGCUGCGGCCAAGAUGGCGCAUCCCUCCAUCAAAAUCGACACGAGCGUCCAGUCUAUCAAGCGCGCUCUCCCCGAGGAUACUGAGGCAGGUUUGGAAAUUGCAUACGGCUCCGAUGACGCUCCAGCGUUGGACGCUGGCGAUCAUGAUUCCGUGCCGCCGUUCCUUUGUCAGUCGGUCCUAGAAAUUCAUCACAAAUUCGAAGAACUUGAAUGGAUGCAACGGACGCGGCUUCUGGAGGGCACGCAGGCCAACGACCCCUCACACCGAUGGGCGCUAGAGGCAGAUCCGGAAGUUCGAGCAAGGAACCGAUAUAUGAACGUCCAGGCAUGGGCCAACUCCCGCAUUCACUUGCGCGUCCCAGAAGGUGAAUGCGACUUCAUCAACGCGUCGCCGAUCGUUCUUCAGGAUUCAGUGUCGCAGCAGGCGAGGAGGUAUAUUGCGACCCAGGGCCCGAAGCUUGGCCAUGUCGCCCAUUUUUGGCAGAUGGUGUUCCAUGAGAGCAAGGACGUCGGAGUAGUCGUCAUGCUCACGCAGACCUUCGAGUCCGGGCGCGAGAAGUGCUCGCAGUAUUUCCCUCUCAACAGUGAAAGCCCUUCCAUGCCUCUGCGGCAAGUCGAGUCCGACCAGUACGCAAGCGACGACGAUCACAGCAGCGGCGAACUUUUGGGGGAAGUCACACUUUUGGAGACCUCGUGGGAUCCCGCGUCGCGGUCUGAAAUUCGAAAGCUUCAGCUCACCUUCGGCGGCGAGUCCAAGACCGUGUGGCACUUCUUAUUCGCUGGCUGGGCCGAUUACUCCAAACCCGAGGGCGAAGAUCGGGAUGCGCUGUUGCAGCUGAUCAAGCUGUCCGACUCGAAGAGCGCGCUGGACAAUCCACGCAUCGUGCACUGCAGCGCCGGCGUAGGUCGCACCGGCACCUUCAUCGCGCUCGACCACCUGCUGCAGGAGCUCGAAUCGGGCCAGCUGCUGGAGGCCGUGGACCCGGAGAUCGACCCCGUCUUCGAGACGGUCAACCAGAUGCGCGAGCAGCGAAUGAUGAUGGUCUACAAUGAGAUGCAGCUGCAGUUUAUAUACGAGGUCCUGCGCGAGCAGACCGAUCUAAAAUUGGGCAAGGCUCCCGGGCGCAAGUCGGACGAGCGGUCCACCAAGAUGGCCAAGUUGUCCAACGAGGCCAACCACCUCGCCAACUACCACGUUUCCUCCAAACCGGAGUUGGAGCCGUCAACACCGACGCGUAGCUGGUCGGGGACACCGGAGGUGUCUGAUAAUGAAUGA